Molecule: messenger RNA, 1014 nt
Organism: Talaromyces amestolkiae
Lineage: Eukaryota; Fungi; Ascomycota; Eurotiomycetes; Eurotiales; Trichocomaceae
Exons: 2
Coding region: 1-1014 (337 amino acids)
Biological process (GO): ribosome assembly; translation
Cellular component (GO): ribosome; mitochondrial large ribosomal subunit
Molecular function (GO): structural constituent of ribosome
Source: RefSeq, a predicted model, not a curated record
AUGGCCUCACGGGGCGCUGGUCUGCCCUACAGGCAGCUUAUGCAGAGAUUAUCCCAACGAACAAUUAGCUACACCCGCCCAUUACGCGCAGAAGUCGAACAAGAGAAAGAUGCAAAAAACAUCAAACCUACCAAGAAGUCGUCUUUAUUGGACUCGAUGAAGGGUCUUAUCUUCAGCAGACCUGCACAGCCAGGAGACAAGCCGACACGAAAACCUCAACUUCCUUCAGAGCCCCAGCGAGAAGGUUCCUUAGGCCAAGAGUCCAUCUUCGCUGAUGAGGCUGUUGGCGAAAUCGAAGAAACAGAGACAACCGAUGGAAAGACACUUACCAAUAAGAAGGUACUGACGUGGGAGAAUAUGCAAAGGGUACUUGACCCCAAGCCCGAAGCACGCAAGCGAUGGGAGCGAAAGAUGAUCAUUCGAGAGAUUCGGAAACGGGGCCGAUUGACUAAGGAGGAAAUUAUUGCGGCAACAGAGCGUGAAUCGCUUGUCAAGUCUCAUUGGUUCAAGACUUCAGUCAAGAAGUUGACACCGCUGGCACGACAAAUUGCCGGCAAAAAUAUCGAUGAAGCUAUUCUGCAGAUGCGAUUUAGCAAGAAAAAGGUCGCCAAGGAUGUUUUGGAACAUUUGAAACUCGCCAAGAACACAGCUGUCGUCCGUUACGGAAUGGGACUUGGGAAAGCAAGCGACCCUGCCAAUAAGAUCGAACCGAUCACUGUCAUUCUGAAAGACGGCGAGAAACACACCAUUUCAGACCCAACAUCGAUUUAUAUUUCAGAGGCAUGGGUGAACCGAGGUCCUUUUGACAAAGGAUACGACCACCGAGCCAGAGGAAAGAUCAACCUUUUACGCCUGCCAUACACCGGUCUGUCGGUGAUGCUCAAGGAAGAAAAGACUAGAAUUCGCGAGUGGAAGGACCGAGAGACGAGAGCGCUGCGUCAGCGUAAAUCCCAACUGUGGACACAAUUGCCGGAUCGACCUGUGUCGCAGCAGAACCAGUACUACAGCUGGUAA